AUAUAAUAAUGAUAAAAUAAUAAUCGCCCAUAAUAACAAUUAAAAGAACCAAAAUAAGGUUAGGUAAUUUCUUGGGGUUUAAAAUUUUUUUUACUAUUUCUUUCUAUUAAUAUAUAAAUCUAUUUUACAUGUUAUCUAAUUAGGAUUUUAGGUUAAAAAUUAAGUUAAGCAGGAACAACAAAUGAAAGGUUUUGGUUUAAUUAAUUUUAAUGAAUAAAUUUAUAAUGAAGUCCGAAUAGAAGUUAUUUAUCUGGGAUUAUGAACAGCGGAUUUGAUGCAGUGACCUGAAUUCUUAGUGGACCAAUGGGAUCGCCAAUAAACAUGGUUUUGCUCGUGGCGAUCAUGGAAGGGUGGGGCAGCGGCCACUCCACACCCUGGGGUGAGCCUAAAGAUCACUAGAAUAUUUUGUUUGAGAUUUCCUUUCUUUUUAAUUCUAUUUUUUUUCCGGUCUAUCUUUCUCUUUUUCUUCAAGAUUAUUUGUUGGCUAUUCGCACGCGAUUUUAGUUUAUUUGUUUUAACUUUCAAGAGCACGUAGUAUUACAGUACUUAAAAUCUAACACAGCCCAUUGCCGACAACAUAGAGCCGGAACCAGCGCGUGCCACUGCUACCACUACGACAAUUACAUCUGCUCGCAGUAUAACGAAACUUUGUUAUAUGUUACAAAUAAAUAAUGGCGCCCAACGUGGGGCCAGAUCCGGCAUGCUCCAAAUGAAUAAUAAAAUUUUAAUCGGUCACUUACAUCUUUCGACCGCGUCCAAAUAAUCUUGAUGUUCUUAUUUCUUUUGGUGACUCAGUUACAAUGGAUUUUCUAGUACCUUGUAUGACGGUGCUAUUACCAAGUAACACUCGCAUGUAAUUAUGAGCUAGACGCUGGAUUAGGUAAUAAACUUGGAUCGUGAGUGGCAGGAAGUGAAUUUGAUGCCGUUUGCCUUUUCAUCUUCGGCUGUGCUUCGUGUCCAGUAAGGUAAACUUAGCUUCGCUCCUGUUUAGUAUGGAUUUAGGUAUAUGGGUGAAUAAACCAUACCCUACCGUUAAACAGGUUACCAUUUUUGUAUUUCCUGUUUCCUUUCCAGCUUAGAGCUAGAGUUGUGGGUGAAUAAACUACACUCUACCCCUGAUAAAACUCAUUCUUAUCUAUUUUCUUACUAUUUUCUUCCCUUUCAUUUUCUAUCUAAUCCUAAUGGCAAUCUAAACAAAGUUAAUAGUCGAAACUGCUCAUUGAAGUGAUUCAUAAUCCCUAGAUAUUUUUAUGCAUUUAUAUAGAACAAAAAAAAAAAAAAAAAUAUAAACACCUAUAAUAAUUAUACCAUAACUGUCGAAAAAAAAAAAAACCCCUUUCUUUAAAGAAAACAAAAUGCCGUUGUCUCGUAGUUAUGAACACCUUCAACAAGAAACUCAUUGCUAUAUUUGUUUGCAACCUAUCGAAUACACUGCCCAGUUAUUGUCUACAAGCUGCAAUCAAACCUUCCAUUGGGUUUGUUUCAAUACAAAAGUUACCAAUCGCGACCGUUGUCCAGUUUGUAAAGCGUCCUUACAAGCUUCUUUACUUAAUUUAACUGUAAACACUGAAUUAAGUCAGUCAACACAAAGUCUUCCAGGGACCUCGCGCAUAAAUACUCGUGUUGAAGAACAGAUAGGGGUAGACUCUAGUCCAGGAACGUUAAAUAUGGAUCAAUCUAACGAAAUACCGACAUCAGAGGAUGCAAACAAUAGGAAUAUGUCUCCAGGUCUAAAUGAUAUGCAGCAGAUAACCGAGGCGAUGGCCGUAGCAACGGCAAAACAGACUGAACGUUUAGCGCAGGUUUUACACACCGGGCUGCAGAACAUUUUAUCGACACUUUCAACUGGCCCCGAACAGCCAAGACUUCCAGUAGCCGAGCUAAUUAAUCGGCAACAGCAAGUGCAGAGUAAUGUCCCAAAUCAAUCUAGUUUCUCAACUAUAGGGUCAGAGUUGCGAUUUGAUCGCGUAAGCCAAAUAAUUGCAAACUGGAAACAUAGAUUCGCUGGACCAACAGGCAUGAGCAUUGAUAUGUUUAUCUAUAGGGUCGAAGCUCUUACCAAACAGACACUAGAAGGUAAUUUUUUACUUCUAACUAGCCAUGUCAACAUUUUAUUUGAAGGGGUUGAUAGCGAUUGGUAUUGGCGUUACCACCAAAGUGUACCCCAAGUUGAAUGGAAGGCCUUAUGCAAAGCCUUACGGCAACAAUUUAAGGAAGAACGUUCAGAUGUUAGCAUUAAAGCAGAAAUUUAUCGUCGUAAACAAAAGGAAGGGGAGUCCUUUGAUGACUUUUACGAAAGUAUCAUCCUAUUAACUGAUAAGUUAUCUGAACCAUUGUCAGAAUUAUCAGUGUUAGAAUCCAUUAGGUCAAACUUAUUGCCAGAAAUUCAACAUGAGCUUUUAUAUAAGGAGAUCAGUAGCAUUUCUCAGCUAAGGAAUAUUAUUCGCAAAAGGGAAACGUUCAUGCUGACGGUCAAGCCAGGAUUGCGAAAACCUCUUCCUGCUCCUCGUAGGUUUGUGCAGGAGGUAAGUCUUGAGUCCGAAGUGGAGUCGGAUUCAGACACAGCUGAAAUUUCCGCAAUUAAUUUAUCCUGUUGGAAUUGUAGCAAGAUCGGAUACAGAUAUCAGGAUUGCUUAGCCGAACGUCGUGUGUUCUGCUAUGGGUGUGGCAAAGCAGACACCUACCUUCCUUCAUGUCCUCAUUGUCGCUCAAAAAACUACCGAGGCCGUGCACCUCUGAAAGGGGCACACAAACAAGUGGUGACGAAAGCCACCAAUACGGAGUAACCAAUAGCUGUACCCUCUCUCCCCGAUUUGACUCAACCACCAGACCAUCCUUUUACCGAAUUAUGUCCCCCCGGCGAAUCUUUCAAUAAACAUCAGAGGCAGCCUUCGCGAUCUGCACAGCGUAUUAAAGAUUUUUAUGACCAGAUAAAAAUCGAAAAACGGUUUUUAUUACCAGCAAUUAUUCUUGGCCGAUCAGUAUUUGGAUUAAUGGAUACUGGUGCCUCUAUUAGUUGUAUAGGUGGAAAACUAGCCGAAGAAAUACUGAUAGAAAAGUGUCCUGAUAAACCUGUUCAAAGUAUUGUUCAUACUGCCGAUGGAAAAUCCCAAAACAUCGUGGGCAAGAUUCGCACAGAAGUUCAGUAUAACAAUAUGACCAAAGAUAUUACUUUUUACAUCGUACCUUCGUUAAAGCAAUCACUUUAUUUAGGGAUCGACUUUUGGACAAAAUAUCAGCUAUUGCCAUAUACUAUUAUGAAACCUAGUCCAGAAAGUAAUCUCUCCGCAGUAGAUCUAGACGAUGUUCGUUUUCUAACUGAAGAACAAAAACAGCAACUGAACGACGUAGUCACAUGCUUUCCUUCUUUUGCCAAAAAGGGUCUAGGGAAAACGACCAUACUUUCCCACUCCAUUGACGUUGGCGAUUCCGUACCUAUCAAGCAGCGACAUUAUCCGGUGUUCCCAGCUAUCGAAAAACUUAUGUAUGAUGAACUGGAUCGCAUGCUUGCGUUAGGGGUUAUUGAAGAGUCGACCAGUGCGUGGUCUUCCCCUGUCGUAUUGGUCCGCAAACCCGGAAAAGUGCGAUUAUGCAUAGAUAGCCGAAAGGUGAACCAAGUGACACGUAAGGAUGCUUAUCCAAUGCCCAUCAUUGAUGACAUCCUAAGCCGGUUGCCUAAAGCGGAAUAUCUAACGAGCCUGGAUCUUAAAGAUGCCUAUUGGCAAAUCCCACUAGAGCCAAGUUCGCGUGAUAAAACAGCCUUUACGGUACCAGGUAGACCUCUCUAAGAAGAGAAAUAGCAUCUUGUUUAAGAAAAGCGGGAUUGACCAUCAAUGUUCAGAAGAGCAAAUUUUGUAGAAAGGAAGUCAGCUACUUAGGCCAUAUUGUAGGCAAUGGCGCAAUCGAGAUGGAUAUGGAUAAAAUUAGCGCUAUCGUAGAUUAUCCUGUUCCUAAGUCUGUUAAGCAAUUGCGACGAUUCCUGGGUAUGACUGGGUGGUACCAGAAAUUUAUUCGAAAUUAUGCUUCUGUCUCAGCACCUUUAACGAAUGCGUUGAAAGGAAAACUACGUUUUAAUUGGUCCGAGGCAGCUAAUGAAGCUUUUGAGAAUUUGAAAAAGCAGCUUUGUAAUGCCCCAGUGUAACAUACCCCUGAUUUUCAACGGCCGUUUUAUAUCCACUGUGACGCCAGCCACACCGGCGUUGGUGGCGUGCUUAUGCAGAUAAAUGACGAAGGUGACGAAGUUCCUAUUUCUUACAUGUCCAAGAAACUUAAUCAAUGUCAGAGAAAUUACUCGGUCACCGAAAAAGAAUGCUAAGCGGCUAUAUUAAGCAUAAAAAAAUUUCGUGCGUAUGUUGAAGGACAUGCGUUCACCGUCAUUACCGACCAUGCGUCGUUGAAAUGGUUGAUGAAUCAAUCUGACCUAAGCAGUAGACUAGCCCGUUGGGCUUUAAAGCUCCAGGGUUAUGACUUUACGAUACAGCAUCGCAAGGGUAGUCGAAACAUCGUCCCUGAUGCGCUGUCACGGACGCACGCUAACGAUCUCUCGGCGAUUGAGGUUGAUUUAAACUCAGCAGCUUUUGAAGUACCGAGCUAUCAGGAGUUGAAGAAAAAAAUUGAGCAAGGAAGUCUUCUAAGUCCCGACAUAAAAGUUGUAAACGGUUAUGUGUAUCGUCGUACCGAGCAUGCUUCGGCUGAGCAAGUUGCUGAUGAAUUAGUUUGGAAACUUUGGUUACCUUCGGAAUUAGUGCCAGUAGCUAUUAAGGCUGCCCAUGACGACCCUUUAGCUUCUCAUAUUACUUUUGGCCUAUCUGGUAACCGAUGUUCGCAAUUAUAUUAAUCAAUGCGAGGUCUGCAAAAGCACUAAGCAUCCUAACCAAUUGCUUAGACCACCGUUAGCCAAAAGUAACGACCAGUAUGCGAUUAUUUCAAAGGCUAUACGUGGAUUAUUUGGGUCCCUACCCUCGGACAAAGUCUGGCCACAUUGGCAUAUUCAUAGUCCUUGACAUUUUAGCAAAUUUCCUUUUCUAAAAGCAGUAAAAAAAUUUACUGUGGAUGCAAUCGUGCCGUAUAUGGAAGAAUUAUUCCAUUGCUUUGGCGUACCUGAAACUAUCGUAUCUGAUAACGGUGUGCAAUUUAAGUCGCACGCGUUUAACAAUCUGUUAACUAGCUAUAGAAUUAACCACGCCUACACUGUUUCAUAUGCACCACAAGGAAACGCAUCUGAGCGAGUAAAUCGAUCCGUUCCGGCUGCCAUUAAAGCCUAUGUCCAUCCGAAUCAGACCAACUGGGACGAGAACCUCAGUAAGAUUAGCUGUGCACUUCGCUCAAGUUUUCACACUGCCGUACAGCAAACGCCGUAUCGCCUUGCUUUCGGACAACACAUGAUAACUAAUGGUUCUACCUACGAAUUGUUACGACGAUUGAAUCUGUUAGAAGAUAGAUCCAUUGUAUUUAAUAGGGACGAUUCGUUCGAUAUCAUGAGAGAGCAAGCUAAAGAAAAGGUGGUAAAGCAACAUGCGCGCAACGAAAAGGCGUACAACAUGCGUAGUCGAGAAGUAUCGUAUGCGGUAGGUCAAGAAAUUUACCGUAGAAACUUCCAACAGAGCCAUUUUGCAAAAGGUUUCAAUGCCAAGUUAGCUCCAGCUUUCUUAAAAGCUCGAGUGAGAAGAAAACUAGGCUCGGCAUAUUAUGAGCUUGAGGAUUUACAAGGACGAAUUGUUGGAAAGUUUCACGCGAAGGAUUUUAAACAAUAGUUUCCGUUCCAAGCAUGGAUCACCCUUGAUUGUCUAAUCAAGCGUGAUUUUAGUGGGGGGGAUUUGAAGUGGCGCUAGUCACAGUUUUGGGAUAGUCCGAAAGUAUCAUUAUCGGGGUUAGGAACUUGCUUUAAGUAGGGCCACCUACCCAUUAACCUAUAUCUACCAAUAUCCUAUAUCUUCUAUCGAAAUUGCAAGCUUACACUGUAAUAGAUAAAAAAACGCAACCUGGGCAUACUAGUGAACGCCAUGCCGGUCGUUCUCUUUCCGUUUUAACCUUGGAGGUGAUCAGACGUACAGGUGCGACCAACCAAAAAAACACACCCACGUUUUCUUGCUAAUUUUUUUUAUAUUUCGAUAUUCUUCGGUGAGUUAGUUUCUAAAGUGAAAUUCGCUUUUGCUAAUUAUUUUCGUCUUUAGUACCCAAGCCCAGAUUAGAAAUCCCAAAAAACUGUAUUUAAAUUUGGGGUUAUUUCGGUGCCAGAUCAAAGCUUCUGGCACCUUGUGCUACCCACAAGCAACCGCCGGCUCCAAGCCGUACCACCAGAGCAGCACGUCCAGCAGAGUAGCCGAUGCACAUCGAUCAUCAGAACAUCUCUUUUGGCCGCAGCCAUCGGAUGACCUAUGUUCAAGUGUUAUUAGUGUGAAUUAAUCUACCCCCCGCAAAAG
Messenger RNA from Drosophila yakuba, 6422 nucleotides. RefSeq lists its product as uncharacterized. Lineage: Eukaryota; Metazoa; Arthropoda; Insecta; Diptera; Drosophilidae. Gene Ontology annotation, molecular function: zinc ion binding; nucleic acid binding. The record is from RefSeq and is a predicted model, not a curated record. The transcript has 2 exons. Bases 1356 to 2786 code for a protein of 476 amino acids.